GAUGUGUCACUGAUGGAGUCUGAAGAAACCAGUGAGGGAGGUACCUCUCCCCGAGAAGCCAGCAGCACCAGUGGGGAGGCCUGGGAUUCUGCAGCAGAAAGAGAGCAUCAUGCACCUCAAGCAUCAGCCAAAAUGAGCACCAGCCCAUCUGACUCUGCAAAGGAAGCAGAGCUCAGCACUCCCAAGGACUGCCUUUCUGCUCUGGGGGAAGCAGCAGAGAUGCUAGGCAGACCAUCUAACCCUGUGCAAAAAGUGCCAGCAGGACUGGGACAAGAGCAAAGUGAUGCAGAGCCUCAAAAAGGACUCUCAGAAUUGGAAGGAGAAAUGCUUUUAGUGGAGGGUGGAAUGGAUUGUUCUCUGAAACUUAAGCAAGUAGAUCUUGUUGACCUGGAAAGCAACCAGGACUCUUCCACUCUCAGCACAGACCAGGAUGAGCCUGCCCCCGGCAGCACCAUCCUGCAGGUUGUGGACCUCAGCACUGAGUUUCCUCAGUGCCAGGCAGAACUGUCUUUUCAUAGCUCAGACUCUCAGGCCCAGCAUCUGAGAAAUCCUUUGGCUAAUGCCAUUUCCUCUCAGAGAGAGACACCUAAGUGCUUCUUGGUGUGUAAAACUGUUUCAGAGGGGCAUUAUAAGGCUGAACCAUUUCUAGAUAAGAUCUCCACAGGUUCUUUGCAGGAUGUUGAUGCUGGUGCAGAGCAGAAGCAAAGCAGCAAAAAAGUGGCACCAGCAACUGAUGAGCAGCCUACCUCAGAGGAAGAAGUAGAGGACAUGACUAAACCUUACACUUCCAAAGAUGCUAGGGAAAGCAUAAGAGCACUCCAGGGUUUGGAAGAGAAUAGAGAGUUGUCUUCUUUCCAUCAGUUGUCUUCCACCUUAACAGAUGACAGCCAAAUGAGUACACUGCAAGCAGAAGGAAAUAUCUCAGGUGGUGAAACAAGUAAUAGCAGCAUGGUCAAAGACCAAGGAACAGUAACGGUUCCUGGAGAAUACUCAUCCACUUCCAAAUGCCAGCAUCUUGAAGAUGAUCAUAGAAAAACAGAGGGUAGAUGUGCCUCUCCAGCAGAGUGUGCCUUCCAAGAAGAGGAGAAGAAAGAGUGCAAAGAGCAGAAUGUGCUGGAAAAAGGAAAAUCUUUGGAACCUAAAGACUGGAAAAACAAGGAACGAAAUGAGCAGGAACAACAACUGCAGAGGGAAGAGCUUAGACUGGAGGCUCUGUCAUCAUCUUUUAGACCAGGGAUAUCUUCUGUUCCCAGGCAGAAUGUGGGCUUAUGUGAGUUAGAGAAUGUGUUUCUGGCUGAGCAAACAGGAUCAGCAUUUCCUUCUGAGGAACUUGUCUCUGUGGAUCAGUGUCCUAGUGAAGAUGUAGUGCUGAAAGCUCAUGUCACAGAAGCAGGUUCUGGAUGUCAGCCACCCGUUAUCAGCCCUCUGUCCUCAAAUAACCUCAACCCAGUGGGUGAAACUCCAGUGGCACCUCCACACACAAGCUAUGUUUCUGACCAGGCAGAAGACCUAGAAGACUCUGGCCGCUUUUCCAUCGGUGGCCAGGAUAUUGGAGAAGCUGACUGGGAUGACAGGACAAGACUAGGCAGGGAGGAUAAGCACAGUGAUGGGCAUAGAAAGGCUGUCCAGAGGUUUGAUAAAAGAGAUGCACCACGCCAUGGAGGAGUGACAGCACCUUCUAGCGCAGAGAACCCAGAGGCUUGUGUUCCAGCACAUCCUUCCUCUGGUAGCAAGAACCAAGAGCCACCUGAUCCCAUAGAUCCUCAUCCCGUUAGAGAAAAUUUGGGAAAAGCUGAGCUUCAGAACUUCAUUCCAGCUUUACCCUCAGAACUCACCUCUGUGGCUUCAACAUCUGGCCCACAGCAAGAGGGUGCUAGUGGAACAGCCUCUGUGACCCCUAAGGACUGUCCUGCCACCAACCUGAACAGACUGCCAGACUCUGUAGAGAAGCCACCCCACCAAGCUGCUUCUGUACGAGUGCGGGACACAACACUGGGGGAAACAGCUGUUGUAAGUACUGAUCCAGAGGAGGCCAAUGCUUCCCAUGAACUCCUUACUUCUGAGGAAGGCUUUCAUGAAGACCUUAGUGGCUCAUCUUCUUUCUCUGUAAUAGACAUGAACUGUCUUCUAGAGGGAAGCCUUCCUGAGGAUAGAAGGACUGUGGCUAUCAUUGCAGGGCUUCUGGAACCACCCCAAACACCAGGCAGGACUUCCACUCCCCUGAAUCACCCAGAGACAAUUCAGCAAACCCCCUUAGAAAAAAGUGCCAUUAUUCAAGAGAAAGAAAUGAGAGCAAAUGUGGAUCAUGAAGCACAAAAAAUACCUUUGCUUGAUCAGCCUGACUGCAGUUUAAACCAAAAAGAGCCUAGAUCCAGAAUUUCCAGUGUCCUUGGCAUCCUAACUUGGCCCUCUGAAGAAGAUACGGUCCUUGCCGUGAACCAGCAAGAACAAUCUCUGUCCCCUGUGUCCCACUCAAGCCUACCUCUGGUGUCUGAGCGUGAUGCCAAAUGUCUUCCUCAUCCUCCUUCCCAUGUCAAAAGCCCUAGUCAAGCUCAGACUCCUGCACUUACUGCAGAUCACCUUGCUCAACCUCCAGCCCUUGAAAGUUACCAGCCCCUGGCUCCUGUAUCCUUCUCCAGGCCACACCUCAACUGUGGUAUGGACAAUAAUAAGUUACUAGCCAUUCACCCUACUAUAAGCCAUCCUCUCCGAACUGUUGCCUCUGUGUCUGAUUCUAACAGUGUGGCCCCUGCUCCUGAUAGAGAAGAUGUAGCAGAGAAAGGUGACUUUGUUCCAGUAACUAGAGAGUGGGAUCUUGGUGACUCAGGUACCCACGAUACAGAGACUUCUGAUGAUUCAGGGGUCAGUUUGUUGGCCAAAAGCUUUUCUGCUUUUGGAAAUGAAGUGUUGGCUGGCAGCUCUGACACCAGCCCUGAAACAGUAGACCAGCAAAUGGAUAUACAGUGUGAAAAAUCCUCACCUGACCACCCUUCUUGGCCCUCACUGGAAGGCCUGAUAACAUCCACAGACUCCAAGAGUAGAGACUCCACACAGCCACUCCCAAUGCUAGCAUUCACCAAUCCAAUCCACUUCCUCCAGCUCAGCCCUCCAUCACCACCAACCACCAGAACAACCUGCCAAGAAGAGGAGGUCUUCGAGGAGCUGAGAUGGGAGCAACAGGCAGGCAUCUUUGGUGAGGAUACAAAGAACAUCCAAGCUCCAUUGACAAUCACAGAGAAAACAGAAGGUGGGAGGAGGGUCAGGCAAAGGCUGGGAGGAGAAAGAAGAGAACACCACUUGGUAGCUCAGCCAAAGGAGGAAAUGCCCAGACAUUCACCCUUAGAAAAAUCAUCAAGUUGGCCAGAUAAAAAAACGGUCAGGGUAGUUGCACAGGAGCCAGCAGCCAGUCAAGAGCACCUAAUUAAGCGUCGAGUAAAAAGCAAGGACUGGCACCGGCAGGGCCUGAAGAGGAUGUCGGUACCACCAGACAUCUUACAGGAAAUCCCUUCUGUUGCUUCAGAGGAAGAAGCUCACAAGGCACACAGGGAACCACCAGUCAGUUCAGAAACAGUUGUAUUGCGAGAGAAGAAACCUGCAGAUGCAAUGGAGAACUUCAAACGCCGGCAUUCCAAACUGAUCAACUCUUCAAGAUUGCUGUAUCAGGAGUAUAGUGAUGUGGUUCUAAACAAGGCCAUUCAAAGCCAGAAAAGAGUGGAUUCUUUCGCAGAGGAUAUAGAGUCAAGUUUCCCAAGCUCCCCAAGGCUACGGAGGAAAGUGCUGUCUCCCCAGGACUCGUAUUUGCAACGUCUGUCAGUCUCAUCUAAUGCGUCCCUCUGGCAGGACAUCCCCAUGAUACGGGGCAGCAGAAUGCUACUCAAUAUGUCCCGUGAUGAGCAGAAGCUGCAAGAGGCCAAGUUUGAGUUGAUAAUGUCUGAGGCUUCAUACCUGCGCAGUUUAAAUGUGGCAGUGGAUCACUUCCAGCGAUCAGCAGAGCUCCAAGCAAUGCUCACCAAUCAAGAGCGUCAGUGGCUUUUCUCCCGCCUUCCUGAUGUACGCGAUGUCAGCGCCAGUUUCCUCUUUGACUUGGAGGAGAAGUUUGAGGAGGACAUGUUCACCUUCCAUGUGUGCGAUGUGGCUCUGAAACAUGCCCCCGAGUUCCGCAGGGUGUAUCUACCAUAUGUAACAAACCAGACAUACCAGGAGCAAACCUUCCAGCGGUUACUAAAUGGAAAUGCAGGGUUCCAGCAAGUCCUGGAGAGACUGGAAAGUGAUCCAGUAUGCCAGCGCCUCUCACUCAAAUCCUUCCUCAUCCUCCCUUUCCAGCGCAUUACUCGACUCAAACUCCUCCUACAGAAUAUCCUGAAAAGAACUCGGCCGGGAUCUGAGGAGGAAGUGCAAGCAACACAAGCAUAUGAUGCACUUGAAAAGCUCAUCAAGGAUUGCAAUGAAAAUGUCCAGCGCAUGAAGAGCACUGAAGAGCUGAUCUACCUCAGCCAGAAGAUUGAGUUUGAGUGCAAGAUAUUCCCACUCAUCUCACAGUCGAGGCGACUUGUGAAGCGUGGUGAGUUGACAGCACUGGACUUCAACACCCUAAGUCCAAAAUGGAAAGUCACCACCCGUCCCAUCUACCUACAUCUUUUCAAUGACUGUCUGCUCUUGUCUCGGCCGAAGGAGGGUGGACGUUUUGUUGUGUUUGAUCAUGCCGCUUUCUCAGAUGUGCGUGGGGAGAAGUGCGAGAUGAAACUGCAUGGAACAAACAAAAAUGUUUUCCGUCUCUUUCUACUUCAGAAUUACCAGGGAAAGAGAGUGGAGUUUUUGUUUCGUACAGAGACACACAGUGAGAAGCUGAGGUGGAUUUCUGCUUUGGCUCCUCCACGAGGAGAACUGGACCUCCUGGAAUGUCCUGAUGCACCACAGGUUCAAUGCAUAAAGACUUACAAGGCUCGGGAAAAUGAUGAGCUGGCUUUGGAGAAAGCAGAUAUCAUCAUGGUUAUGCAGUACAGCAAUGAUGGAUGGAUGGAAGGAGUAAAACUUUCAGACAGGGAGAGAGGCUGGUUCCCCUCAGAACACGUGGAACUCAUCUCCAGCAAACAUGCACGGCAGAAGAACCUGAAGGAGGAACAACGUGUGAAAAAUGCCAAGCAGCAGGUCUUCUGCAAGAAAUAAGACUCUACUUUGUUUGGACCUGUACAGUCUCCCUGCCAUGGGGAACUCAUCUUUUUUUCUAUAGUGCCUCACAAGAAACACAUCUGCGAAGAGCAUCAUAUAGCACUUUGACAAAACCAGGUGCUUUUUGCCAAAGAAAGUGGG
This is a messenger RNA of Mesitornis unicolor (brown roatelo), 5310 nucleotides long. RefSeq names its product Rho guanine nucleotide exchange factor (GEF) 5 (gene ARHGEF5). Gene Ontology annotation, cellular component: cytoplasm; nucleus. Gene Ontology annotation, biological process: intracellular signal transduction; activation of GTPase activity. The transcript has 15 exons. The annotation marks the transcript as partial. NCBI's taxonomy places the organism in Eukaryota, Metazoa, Chordata, Aves, Mesitornithiformes, Mesitornithidae. Gene Ontology annotation, molecular function: protein binding; guanyl-nucleotide exchange factor activity. The record is from RefSeq and is a predicted model, not a curated record.